UCUUUUAUUUUGAAAACAGACAGAAACUGGAAAUGUUUAUGUCGGUACAUGUUUAUGGUAACAUUACUGAAGUUGUCAAAUAAGAAUUCUUAUUGCUUUGAUUUUAAAAUUCACGUUCUUUUUUAUAGAAAGGAUUAAUAUGAAAUAAAAGGUCGGGAAUUGCUGUGAAGGAACUUAUUGUUGUUUGAUGACUAUUUCGCAAUGAUAACCCUUCUAGCAGUUGAAAAUAGUGAGACAUUUAUAUUAUCUAGAACAAAAAAAAUGUUGUCAUCUUGCGCAAUAUAGGAAGUUUAAUGACUUCAACAUAUCGAACAUGUUAAAAGGACAGAAACGAUUGAGGCAAAUUAACAUCAAAGAGAGCUUUGCCCUAAGUAAGAAGCCAAAUAUUGAAUUAACUUCAGAUAUGGAUCCAAUUCUUCGAAAUAAGAUGGCAGCUGCUGCUGAAAAGAGAUUAGCCGCCAGAAAUUCUGAAACUUCAUCUAAUAAUUCCGACUUGAAGCUUUCAAGCAAAAUUUCUGAUGGCAGUGGUACUUCUACAAAUCAUGUGCUGGAAACUGAGAAUGUGCAAGUUCCAGAUUCUCAAGAAAGUUGUUUACCUAGUUCAGCAGAUCUCUUUCCGAGUUCAUCUGAAAACUGUCCUGAAUCACCUGUUGUGGAACAGUUCAGCAGCCAAGAAACAAUAUAUUCAGAUAAAAUCGAUUCUCCUGCAACUCCUAAUAGUCCUGAAGAGAACUGUAUAUCUGAAAUUGAUUCUGACAUAGAGCAUGACACUGAAGAUGAAGAGAUGCAGCUGAAAUUUUUAAAUAGAACACCUAAUUGCAAUAUUCCAUUGCCAAAGCUAGAACCAUCUGGAAAUCAUUCUAUAAUGUUUUCACCUCACAUCAUUCCUGGCCGUGCUCCUCGUCCAUAUCCUCCCUCUUAUAGGGACUUAUGGGAUUCUAAUCAUGUUCGAAUGCCUUGUGCCUCGCAGAAUAAAUAUCCAGUUGAAGAUUUGAAUGGUGAGAAACAAAUUAGAAGUAGAUGGGAUUUAAUAUGUACAAGUUUGAGGAGAAAUAUACUAUGUUCUGAAGAUCUCGAAAAGGCUAUACUACAGUAUAACAGUCAAUACAGGGGGAAGUGGAACUUCAAUGGUCUGCAUACUUUUUUUGAAACAUGUUUCACAGAUGAUGAAAGAAGUUAUUUUUUUGAAGAAACUCUUCCGAAGAUGAUAAAUAUUACAUUGGAUUUGCCAAAUAUCUGUACACAGCCUAUCCCAUUGUUGAAAAGGGGCAAAAAUCAUUAUCUCACCAUGUCUCAAAAACAAAUUGGAUGCCUUUUACUUAAUGCUUUUUUCUGCACAUUUCCUCGUAGAAGCUAUCAAUCGCGCAAUCCAAAAUUUAGGUGGAAUAAUGAAUAUGCUACUUAUCCAGAUAUCAAUUUUUACAGGCUUUUUUAUGGUAUAAAAAAUCGAACUUCUAUAAGAACAGAAAAACUGAAGUGUCUGUUUAAUUAUUUUAGAAGAAUUACCACAAAAGAGCCUAGUGGUACUGUAACCUUUCAUCGUCAGAGUCUUCAAAAUUUGCCAAAUUGGGGUGAAUCUAAGAAAGGUGUCAGGAUUGCAGUAAUUAAGGAUGAUGGUCUGAUAGAAACUGAUGGGCAUGGUAUGCUUCAAGUUGAUUUUGCUAACAAAUUUGUCGGUGGUGGUGUUUUGGGUGAAGGAUGUGUUCAGGAAGAAAUUCGUUUCCUCAUCUGUCCUGAAUUGAUAGUUUCACGCCUUUUUGUAGAAUGCUUAGGUCCUACGGAAGCUCUCACAAUAAGAGGUGUUGAACAGUAUAAUAAAUACAGCGGUUACAGUCAUGGAUUCAAAUGGGAAGGAAAUUUUGAAGAUAAAACACCUCGAGAUGCUUGGGGUCGCAUGUACACCCAACUUGUGGCAAUUGAUGCAACUCAUUUCGGAAAUUCUGCUGAUCAGUUCAAAUUGCCUUCUAUUGAACGGGAACUAAAUAAAGCUUAUUGUGGAUUUUUUGAAGAUGCUUCUCCCGUAAAUUUAUCAGCUAUAGCAUCUGGUAAUUGGGGAUGUGGGGCAUUUAAAGGAGAUCCCAGGCUGAAGUUCUUGAUUCAGUUAAUGGCUGCUUCCCAUGUCGGUAGAGAUCUCUUAUAUUUUACUUUUGGGAACAGGCAGUUGAAGAAAGAAUUGAAAAAAAUCUAUAAAUUUGUAGCCGAGAAAAAUCUUUUUGUUGGAGACUUAUGGAGAAUAUUGGUAGACUUCUGUGAUACUGUGAAUAGGACAAAUGAUAAAGAUCCAAAAUUAUAUGAUUUUCUUUGCUCGAUAUUUACUGGUAAAACUCCCGUAGAAAAUGUUGAUUCAGUGAAAAAAACAAUUGAUCCAGAAAUAACGGACAGUGAUAAGAAUGCCAUUUUAAAAUUAAUCGAAGCUGUUGGUGAUGACAGUAAUACCGAUAUAGAAGAUAAUGAUCCUGGAUAAUUUAUUAAUUUAAAAGUUUAUUUUUUUUAUUAUUAUUUUUAAAAUCGUGUGACAAAUACGAAUUUUUACAAUAAAAAUUUUAUUUAUGAAACUUCAA
Molecule: messenger RNA, 2561 nt
Organism: Argiope bruennichi
Lineage: Eukaryota; Metazoa; Arthropoda; Arachnida; Araneae; Araneidae
Product: poly(ADP-ribose) glycohydrolase-like
Exons: 18
Coding region: 314-2464 (716 amino acids)
Biological process (GO): ATP generation from poly-ADP-D-ribose; regulation of DNA repair; carbohydrate metabolic process
Cellular component (GO): cytoplasm; nucleus
Molecular function (GO): poly(ADP-ribose) glycohydrolase activity
Source: RefSeq, a predicted model, not a curated record